Messenger RNA from Olea europaea var. sylvestris, 3272 nucleotides. RefSeq lists its product as uncharacterized. The transcript is spliced from 7 exons. The coding region runs from base 343 to 3060 and encodes 905 amino acids. NCBI's taxonomy places the organism in Eukaryota, Viridiplantae, Streptophyta, Magnoliopsida, Lamiales, Oleaceae. The record is from RefSeq and is a predicted model, not a curated record. Gene Ontology annotation, molecular function: DNA binding; protein dimerization activity.
UAAACAGGAAACCCUAGAACCCGGCCGUCCCAACGCCGUGUUCACUCAGAGAGUCACGAUUCUCAAAUCAUCCAACUCGUUCUUUUCUCCGAUCCAUGAAAUUUUUUCAGUAAUAAUUCCUCGAAUUAUACAACAAAUUAAUUUCAACUGCGAAAUGCAACCCAAAUUGAAACACCAAUAUCUACCGAUAGGGUCAGAAUCGGCUAAAAUUUUAUGUUUAACGUAACAUAAUCAUGCGUUACCAAGGACUACCAGAUAUCUUGUGGUUUUUCUCCUGCUACCGAAAUUUAAAGUCGUGAAAACUGCUGCAGUGCAUCGCAAAGAAUGGUCUGAACUCUGAAGAUGGCAUCACUUCGCUCAGCUGGAUACGUAGAUCCCGGGUGGGAGCAUGGUGUUGCUCAAGAUGAGAGAAAGAAGAAGGUUAGAUGUAAUUACUGCGGAAAAGUAGUUAGCGGUGGGAUAUACAGAUUGAAGCAACAUCUAGCUCGGAUUUCUGGAGAGGUAACCUAUUGCGACAAAGCUCCAGAGGAGGUGUGCCAGAAAAUGAGAGAAAAUCUAGAAGGGUGUCGUUUUGGUAAGAAAGCAAGGCAAAUUGAGUACGAUGAACAAUCUUUUUUGAAUUUUCACGCCAAUGAUGAUGCGGAGGAAGAGCAUGCUGGAUAUAGGAAUAAAGGUAAACAGUUGGUCGGUGACAAGGGUUUAGUGAUAAAUAUGACUCCUCUUCGUUCAUUGGGAUAUGUUGACCCCGGGUGGGAACAUGGUGUUCCUCAGGAUGACAGGAAGAAAAAGGUAAAAUGCAAUUACUGUGACAAGAUAGUGAGUGGCGGUAUUAAUCGGUUCAAGCAACAUCUUGCUAGAAUACCAGGAGAAGUUGCUCCUUGUAAAAGUGCACCUGAGGAAGUAUAUGUAAAAAUAAAAGAAAACAUGAAAUGGCAUCGUACAGGAAGGAGGCAUGGACGACCUGGUACUAAGGAGAUAUCAUCCUUUUAUGUCAACUCAGAAAAUGAAGAUGAGGAAGACGAAGAGGAAGAAGAAAAGGAAGACAUACAUCAUUUGGACAAUGAUAAGCUUUUGCUUGGGGAUAACAGAUAUCACAGAGAUUUUAAAAGAAGUUUCAAAGGGAUCACUCCGGGUAAUGGCCUUGAACCAUCACCGAGAAGGCCAAGGUUUGAUGCUAAUAUUCUGAUGACACCCAAGAGUCAGAUGCAAGCAUCUGGCAAACAAAUGAAAACAGGUUCCUCCAACAGGUCGCGGAGAGAGAUCACUUCUGCUAUUUGCAAAUUCUUCUAUCAUGCAGGAGUGCCUUUACAAGCAGCCAACUCCCCUUAUUUCCAUAAAAUGCUAGAUUUGGUUGGUCAGUAUGGGCCAGGUUUUGUAGGACCAUCAAGCCAACUGUUAUCUGGUCGGUUUCUACAGGAUGAGCUUUUGACCAUCAAAAACUACCUUUCUGAGUACAAGUCUUCCUGGGCAGUUACAGGGUGUUCCAUUUUGGCAGAUAGUUGGCAAGAUAUGCAGGGUAGGACAUUGAUCAAUGCUUUAGUUUCUUGCCCCCGUGGCGUAUACUUUGCUCGCUCAGUUGAUGCCACUGGUGUUUCUGAUGAUGCUGAAUAUUUGUUUAAAAUGCUCGACAGAGUGGUUGAGGAGAUGGGUGAGGAAAAUGUCGUGCAGGUAAUCACUGAAAAUACACGCAGCUAUCAGGAGGCAGGGAAGAUGCUUGAAGAGAAGAGAGUGAAUUUAUUUUGGACUCCUUGUGCUGCCUUUUGUAUUGAUGGCAUGCUUGAAGAUUUUAUGAAAAUAAAUAGGGUGCGAGAAUGCAUAGAGAAAGGCCAAAAAAUUACAAGGUUCAUUUACAAUAGGAUCUGGUUGUUGAAUCUGAUGAAAAAGGAAUUUACUGGAGGUGAGGAAAUAUUGAGGCUAUCUGUUACGCGAUGUGCUUCAAGUUUUACUACGUUGCAAAGUUUGCUUGAUCAUAGGAUUGGUCUUAGAAGAAUGUUUCAGUCAAAUAAAUGGCUUUCAUCUAGGUUUUCAAAAUUGGACUUGGGUAAGGAGGUGAAAAACAUUGUGCUGGAUUCCUCAUUUUGGAGGAAGGUGCAGUAUGUUAGGAGAUCAGUUGACCCUAUUGUGGAAGUGCUACAAAAGAUCAACGGUGAUGAGAGCCUUUUGAUGCCAUUCAUCUACAAUGACAUGUACAGGGCAAAGCUUGCAAUUAAAAUCAAUCAUAAUGAUGAUGCACGCAAGUAUGGACCCUUUUGGAGUGUAAUUGACAAUCAUUGGAGUUCGCUAUUUCAUCACCCUCUCUAUCUGGCUGCUUACUUCCUCAAUCCAUCUUAUCGCUACCGUCCGGAUUUUGUUCCGCAUCCAGAUGUUGUACGUGGACUGAAUGCAUGCAUUGUUCGAUUGGAGCCAGACAGUGCAAGAAGGAUUUCUGCAUCUAUGCAGAUUUCUGACUUUGGGUCUGCAAAAGCUGAUUUUGGAACUGACUUGGCAAUCAGUACCAGAUCAGAGCUUGAUCCAGCUGCAUGGUGGCAACAACAUGGGAUAAAUUGUUUGGAGCUGCAAAAGAUAGCUGUACGAAUACUAAGCCAAACCUGCUCAUCUUUUGGGUGUGAGCACAAUUGGAGCAUACAUGAUCAGAUCUACAGCCAAAGGCAUAACCGUUUAGCACAGAAAAGAUUGAAUGAAGUUAUCUAUGUUCACUACAACUUGCGACUUAGGGAACGCCAGAUAAGGAAACGGUCUUGUGAAGCAGUGUUGUCUGACUGUGUUCUACAAGAGAGUUUAUUGUUUGAUUGGAUUGUAGAGAUGGAGAAACAAGCCUCGUUAGAAGAUGAGGAAAUCCUUUAUAGCGAAAUGGAGCAGGGGGAAGCAUACGAGACAGAUUUAAUGGAUUUUGAAGAUGGGAAUGCUGACCCUAGAAAGAGAUCAAUGGAGAUGAUGAGUUUGGGCAAUGUGGUCGAAUCAUUGGAAAUUAACCCGGGUAUUACUGAUGCAGCCACCGAUGAUGACGAUGAUGACAACGAUGCUGAUCUCAACUUUCUUGAUGACAAUAUAAGUGAUUAAUUACAGAACUUUCAUGUGGCCUCCGAGCCUCCUUUUGUCCAAAAAAAAAAAGAAAAAAAGAAAUACAGUGAUCAACUCCUUUGUAUGUAUGUUCACUUUCUGUAAAUGCUGAAAUGCAUGUUGAUCCCUCAACGAACUGAGUUGAUACCAAAUUCCAAUUUGAAGUGAAAUGGAGAAGUGCUAUCAUGAAGAUAUAUUGGUAGCUUAAGCAA